Messenger RNA from Grosmannia clavigera kw1407, 1245 nucleotides. Its product is annotated as splicing factor 3b subunit 4. Bases 1 to 1245 code for a protein of 414 amino acids. Gene Ontology annotation, biological process: positive regulation of mRNA splicing, via spliceosome. Gene Ontology annotation, molecular function: RNA binding. The record is from RefSeq and is a predicted model, not a curated record. The transcript has a single exon. NCBI's taxonomy places the organism in Eukaryota, Fungi, Ascomycota, Sordariomycetes, Ophiostomatales, Ophiostomataceae. Gene Ontology annotation, cellular component: U12-type spliceosomal complex; nucleolus.
AUGUCGGGCCGACACUGGGAGCAGAACAAGGAGGCGACGGUGUACGUGGGCAACCUAGACGAGCGGUUCAGCGAGCCACUGAUGUGGGAGCUGAUGACGCAGAUGGGCCCUGUGGUCAACGUGCACAUGCCGAUGGACCGAGUGUCGCGGCUGCACCAGGGCUUCGGCUUCGUCGAGUUCGACACGCCCGAGUCGGCCGAGUACGCGUCGCGCACGCUCAACGGCAUCCGCCUGUACGGAAAGCCGGUGCGCGUCAACAAGGCCAGCGCCGAUCGCCAGCGCGCCGCCGAGAUUGGCGCCGAGCUCUUUGUCAACAACCUCGACCCCCAGGUCGACGAGAAGAUCCUCUACGACACCUUUGCCCAGUUCGGCCGCCUCGUCGCCCCGCCCAACGUCGUGCGCGACCAGAACAACAUCUCCAAGGGUUACGGCUUCGUCAGCUUCGACAGCUUCGACGCCUCCGACACCGCCCGCGACGCCAUGCAGGGCCAAUACCUCCUCAGCAAGCAGAUCUCCGUCGAAUACGCCUACAAGAAGGACGGCAAGGGCGAGCGUCACGGCGACGAGGCCGAGCGCAAGCUGGCCGCCGAGGGCAAGAAGCACAACGUCGUCCCCGACGUCCAGCCCAUGCCCUCCGCCUUCUACAUGACCCACCCCAACCCCAACCCGGUUCUGCCGCCCGGCCCGGCUGUCGGUGCCAUCGCCGCGCCUCCUCCGAACAUCAUGGCUGCACCUCUCGGCGGCAAUCCCAACGGCAUAGCGCCGCCGGGCUCCUAUGCGCCACCGUCUCGCGGUCCCGUCCCUAUGGCCGCCCCCGGUGCCCCUGGCGCCCUCAGCUUCCAUCCCCGGCAGCAACAACAACAGCAGCAGCAGCAGCAACAGCCAUAUGGAGCUCCCGGAGGCAUGCCGCCAUCGCUACCGGCUGGCUUCGGUGGCCCCCAGGCUGGUCGCGGUGCUAUGGCUCCCCCACCUUCGUUCCCCGCUGGUCGCGGUGGCCCCGGACUACCCAUGGCUCCGACCGGUCUUCCGGCUCGGCCACCGCCAGGUGGUGUUGGCUCCGGUCCACCAGGCUUCGGCCGUCCGCCGCCACCUGGCUUCGGAGGAGGUGGCGGCCAGCAGCAACAGCAGCUCCCGCCGUCGGGCUUCGCGACCGGUGCCAACAGCGUCGGCAUGGCACCGCCAGGACUGCCUGUGUACAACGGCAUGCCACCGCCGCCACCGCCUGCGGGCUUUGGACGGCGGUGA